CCAAUCAGAUAUUUUUUGCAUCAUUUUUUGUUGAUGCUCCGCUCCUAUUGGUCGUAGUGUGAUGGUUAUUAUAUGGAAUAUAGCCUGUUUGUUCUUAUUUUGAGGGCCUGCCUUUCUCGGUAAAUAGGUUCUUCAACAUUAUGUAAUUCGAAUAAUAUUACUGUAGUCACUUUAAAGAAAAAAAAAACACCAUCCACUGAUUGACAGCCGACUUCAGCGGCCUAGCUUUAUUGACAGUCUGGUUGACAGUGUUUUUCAAAGAACAUUUUCAAAGCGCAUUUAUAAUACUACUGAACGAGCAUUUUAUAUUUAAAGAAAAUAAAAUCGUUUUUGAAGGUUGACAGUGUUGAUCAAUUGAAUGCAAGAUAAUAUUAAUAAAUAAAUACAUUCUGCAAUUUGCAAAGUACCAUUAAAAUGAAUUCAUGGACAGAUUUUGGUUCUAUCUUCACAGUGUUUUAGAUAAUACUAUUCGUAUAUAUUUUUGAAAUUAUAAAUCAUUAAAUCUCAGAACACGAAAGGACAUUAAUCGAAAUUCUAGUGUAUUACAAUACAAUGAGGAAUGGGAAACCGAAUAUCGCACUGCACUAACAGACACAACGCUAUUAGAACAAUUCUUAAAAUUAAUUUACUAAAAUGCCUGCGUUUUAUUGCCGAUUCUGUGCUGAACUAAAGGCUGCGCAAGAAGUUAUUCACUUUAGCAAACCUUCGCGUCACGAAAUAUUAGAGAAAAUAAUUACAAUGAAAAUUGAUUUUGUGGAUUUGACUGACAAAUUGUUACCUGCAAUCAUUUGUAAUAUAUGUUUAAGCACACUAAAUAGAUUCUACUCCUUCAUAGUAAAAGCUAGGAAUUCUCAAAAUGUUUUAAGCAAUAUAUUUUCAAAUGAACGCCCAAUGGAUAGUGACAAUAAUUCUGAUAAUUUUGCUGAUGAUUGUAGUGUAGUCCUAGGAGAUAGUCUUUCUAGAUUAGAUGAUAAAAGUAAUAAGCAAACUUUAAAAUUUCAACCUUCUCCAUGGGAUUUAUACUUUUGGCUGUGUGGACAUUGUCACUUGAGAUUCAGUUCUUUAUCCAGUGUCCGUAGCCAUUGUAUAGCUGAUCAUGGAGUUUGCUGCAGCUGGCAAUGUGCUGACUGUUUAGAGAGGGUUGAUGAGUAUGAACUAUUUAUCAGACACAUACAGACACAUAAUAGUGAGAUGUUGAAUUAUUGCGAACAGUGCAAUGUAAAGCUAGAAAAUGGUCAUACACACAGUGCCAUAGACCAUCCAAUGUGUAAAUAUUGUGGAGACAUAUUUGAAAGUCGAGAAUUACUUUUACACCACCAAAAUAAAUACCAAAAUGGAAAAGUUACCCUAGCUGAAACUAGUUUAUCCUUAGAAAAUCAGUGUAAAGAAUCAUGGAGUUCUUAUAAGUGGGCUUGUAAGUAUUGUGAUAUGAUAAUGUCAAGCCAGAAAUUGCUACGGUACCAUUCAAAGUUAGUUCAUGGAAAAUGCUUUGGGAUGAAAUGUGCCGAUUGUGAUAUUAGUUCAACAAAUUUUGUACAAUUUGUUGAUCAUGUCAGGAUGCACAGAGAGAAUCUUAGGUAUUACUGCCCGUACUGUGACAUUCCUCUUACUGACGAAACACAUUUGAAACAGCAUACAGUUGAUUCCAUUAAUUGCAAUUCCUGUGGUGAGCUGUUUCAAAGCCAACGAGACCUUUGCGAGCACAUAUCAACCGUCAAAGAGGAUAUAAAAAUUACAUACAAAACAAGGAAAUCUAAAAGCAUCAAAAAGAUAGAAAAAGUAAUCACAGAAGAAGAUUUAAUUUGCAAUUUUUGCGGAAAGCGAACAAAAAGUCUGAAGUCACUAAGGUUGCAUAUGAAACGGCACUCGGACAGGAACAGAAACUACACCUGUGACAGAUGUGGUAAAACCUUCUUGACAAAGUCAACCCUAUCAGCCCACAUCAUAAUACACGAGAACCCUGAUCCCGAGGUCUGCAAGAUUUGCAAAAAGACCUUCCUAACUCUAACGAGGCUGAAGAAACACGUAAAACUCAUUACAACGAACGACCGUUUCGCUGCGAAGUGUGUCAUAAAUGCUUUAGGCUUAAAGAGCAUUUGAAAAGUCAUGCGGUGACCCACACAGACGAAAUGCCGUACCAUUGUCAGUAUUGCGAGAAGUCUUUUAAACAUCGAAAUGUUUUAAAGACUCAUGAAAACCAGCACACAGGUGCGAGACCAUACGCCUGUGAAAUCUGUGAUAUGUAUUUUGCUAACUGGUCUAAUUGUAACAAGCAUCUUAAACGGAAACAUGGUACUACCUUAGCUAAGAAUGUCAUAACGCCGCAAGGGAAACUGCCAAUCAAUCCAAAAACAGGCAAGCCGAAGAAGUUGAAAGAUUUGGAGACAGUCAAAGAUUGGACAGAGAGUAUAAUGGGGAGUAAAAAGAGAGGGUGGAGUGAAUCUAAGGCGGUUGAUUGAAUUUAUAGUUAUAGUUUUGAUGCUUGAUUUGAAUUGUUUGCCGGCUUUAUGUCGACGUGUCGACGCGCAGGAGUCCCUUAUUAUAUAAACAAUCGACUAUAAUAUAGUUGUUUUAGGUACGUACUUUACAGAUUAUAAUAAAUAUGUAAAAAAAUA
Manduca sexta (tobacco hornworm) is the source of this 2615-nucleotide messenger RNA. Its product is annotated as zinc finger protein 354A. Gene Ontology annotation, biological process: regulation of transcription by RNA polymerase II. Gene Ontology annotation, cellular component: nucleus. NCBI's taxonomy places the organism in Eukaryota, Metazoa, Arthropoda, Insecta, Lepidoptera, Sphingidae. Gene Ontology annotation, molecular function: zinc ion binding; RNA polymerase II transcription regulatory region sequence-specific DNA binding; DNA-binding transcription factor activity, RNA polymerase II-specific. The record is from RefSeq and is a predicted model, not a curated record.